This is a messenger RNA of Dendroctonus ponderosae (mountain pine beetle), 3158 nucleotides long. RefSeq names its product integrator complex subunit 5 (gene omd). NCBI's taxonomy places the organism in Eukaryota, Metazoa, Arthropoda, Insecta, Coleoptera, Curculionidae. Gene Ontology annotation, biological process: snRNA 3'-end processing. Bases 257 to 3097 code for a protein of 946 amino acids. The transcript is spliced from 13 exons. Gene Ontology annotation, cellular component: integrator complex. The record is from RefSeq and is a predicted model, not a curated record.
GACUUUAGAGGAUCAGGGGCACAAGCCCGCUUACUGGACCUCUUACGUGACGAGCUGGCAAAAUACCCCUAGUUGGUUGUGCCAAAAAAAAACCCCAAAGAAGAAGAAGAAGAAGAAAUAAUAAUUUAAUAAUUUACUUACUAUAUCUGGCACACACUUGAUUAAUACCCUUGAAUUCCUGAUAUGUUAAAAGUGUGAAACUGCGGCAGUGUCCGAGUGAACCGGUUUGGUGUUUGUUAUUUUAAGGAGCUCGAAAAUGAUCGCCGAAACAGCCGUAGUACGUGAUUUGCCUCAGCAAGACUUGUUAAAUGAGCUGAAAGCGUUUAUAAGCGGCACCCGAAAGUUCAGUCGUCAGAACUCCCUGGAACUAACGAAAACUGCUUUGGUUCUUCUAAAAAAGUUGCCAGCAUGUAGGGGAGCAGUAUUUGAGUACUUCUGUAAGGUAUUUGAUGCCGCUGCGUCUAACUACAUCGAAUCUAUUGAGACGGAAAUUAAAACUGGAAAAUUGCCCGAGCCUAUUGAAACCGAUGAGCUGAUAGUAUCAGAAAUUCAUGCAGCACUGAUCUAUCUUAUUUCCGAGAAUUCGAUUGCAUGGGCGCCCACGAUAAGCACUUGGUCGCUGGAGCUAUUGGGCGAAAUAUCUACCAAAUAUGCAGGAAGAGCCCACAUUUCCACAAAUCUAAACGAAACCCUGCAAUUAUGGAUGGCUUGUCGGGGUACGCGAACACUUGUGGACAUUAACACCAAGUGCUUAUCUAGUCUAAUUCAUUCUGAUACAGAAGCCUGCAUUAGUGCCUUAUUAGACACUUCUGUAAAACACUCGCCAUACUUUGACUGGGUGGUGGCUCAUGUGGGAAGCUGUUUUCCAAACACAGUCAUUACCAGAGUUUUGUCAGUGGGACUGAAGGAUUUUUCCCAAAAUAGAUCAUGUGAUCAAGUGCGAAGUUCACCAAAAUUGAAAUCGGUGGUCGGAAUUCUGGGACAUUUAGCUGGGAGCCAUACUAAAGACAUCAGACAAGCCAUCAUUGAAACCUUUAGGUUGAGUCUGAAGGAAGUUUUCACCGACUCAGAUGCAAUUCGUUUGCAAAAAAAGGCAACCGUUCCAUACAUUUUGCAGCUGAUGUACUUAUCCAAUACACUAUUGUCUUCCAUAUGCCAUGAUACGAGAAAUAUUUUAACUGUAGAUAUAAUUGGAAAAUUGAGACACUUUACAGACGAUUGGAUCAAAUACUUCGGCACGCCCGAAGCUUUAGAGGAACACAUUAUUUCUUUAAUCCUCCAAUGCCAAACUGGCGGAAUCCAAAUCCUGAAUUUAAUUCUAAGCUGCGCGCAAAUAACCAAAUUAAAAGGCUGCAACGAAUCAGCCAAAACGGAUAUUCGAGAGAAAGCCUUGGAACUGUUAGAGAAUAUUCUGCAAGAAAUUGAGGAAUCAGUUAGACAUGGAACUGCUGUCGAUAUGUUGUCAUCAUGUGCGAAAAACAUUUCAGAAAUCAACGAAAUGUUGCUCAGCUCCAAUAAAAUUGUUCAAGCUGUUGGAUACAGAUUGAUUCUAUAUUUAGGUCGUAUUAAUCCUGCCGUCUUAGUGAGAGCAAUUACAUUUCUAAUGGAAUAUGCAAAGACUCCAGAUCAAUUAGGUUUCGUAUUAAAAAUCAUCACCAGUGAGCUAGUCGACAAAACCGUUCCUGCUUAUUCAGAGAAAGGCGGUCAUUUCUCUGUUGUUCUCGAACAAAUAUUGAGUCGAAACAUCCAAAAGUACACACAAUCGAACGAAGAAACUUUAGACCUGUCCCAGAUGUGGACCAACUUGUUGACGCUGCUGGAAUGGGAAAAAAGCGAUAAAAUAUCUCUGUUGAAUUGUCGCUUUGUGUCGAGAGCUUUGGAGGAAAACUUUAUUAACUUGACCUCAGUGUUUUCCAGCGAAGUUCACCAUGUGCAUAUUAUAGCUGAUAUAUUAGACAAAACUGGAAUUCCUAUGGUUUCCAGCUCUUAUAGCCCCCCAAUAAGGGUUAUACUAAACUUAACUCAGUCAGCAGUAAAUUACUUCUUUGCAUGCUGCAGGGCUGAAGGCACGUCGACGAAAUUGAGAGGCUGCCAAAGAGCCGGUAGUAUCCUAAAACGGCUAUGCAUUUACUCGAAAGUUGCCAAAGUGUUGGCGCUCCGAGAAUUGCUGGAAAAAGCUCUGUUUUGCAGCGAAAAAGUCCUGUUUGGGGCUAAAAAUAGCACCGUUCAUGAUAGCAGUGAAAAAAUGUUAUUGAAACAGAAUAAAAACAUUAGCAAAACAAUACCGCUAACUAAACAUUCCACGGUGUUCAAUGGAGGAAUCAUCGGAUUGGGCAAACGGAAGGCUUUUGUAGCAGACGUAAUCCCUACUGACGUGAUAGCAGCGAAUAUUGCUGAACUAAUUUGUGUCUUAAAGUCUUGUUGUACUUUAAUGGAGGAAGAGAAAUAUUCGGAAAUGUCCCUGGAUAGUAUGACACUACUUUCACUGCUUUUAGUACAAUUUGUUAGCCCCGAUGUCAUGUACAACGGCUUGCCGUGGCCAGAGGAAGAAUUUUCUAAGGUCACAAUCGAACGUGAUUUAUUUAUCAGGCGAAAAUUUACAAACACGCCGCUUCUAUGGGACUUAUUGAGCUUUGUGGCCGUUUCUCGUCCGGCUCUUUGCUAUUGUUCGGUGCUGAUACGAGCAUUAACAGCUACCCUGAUUCAUCAGUGGAAAAGCAUGGGAGACCACAGCAAGGAGACUGGAAACGAAAAUUACACAGUUUUACUUGACACUACUAUUAAAGUUAUCGAUGUUAUGGCUUUGGGACAGUUAUUGCCGCCCCCUUUGUCAAACAUUCGGGAUGUUUUGCCUUCAUUGCGAUGUUUUGAGAUAGUGGAUAUCUUGCGAGAUUGUGUAUGGUGUUAUAUGCGAGAUCACAUUCCUUCUCCGGCCCUCUUCAUUUGCGAUUCAAAUGGAGUCUAUUGGCGUGAUCCCAUUAUGUCCCGACCGCCUGAACGCUACACCAAUACAUUGAGAAUAAUUAUGCAACGGAAUAUGGAUACUUUAGGACAUUUAUAUUCUCAAAUGUACAUCAAUAUUCCACACUAUGAGUGAAAUUGACAGGUAAUUCACAGAUAUUAUUCUUGAAUUCAUGAAUAUAUUCACAUACAUACGA